Messenger RNA from Sipha flava (yellow sugarcane aphid), 973 nucleotides. RefSeq lists its product as uncharacterized. NCBI's taxonomy places the organism in Eukaryota, Metazoa, Arthropoda, Insecta, Hemiptera, Aphididae. Bases 427 to 924 code for a protein of 165 amino acids. The record is from RefSeq and is a predicted model, not a curated record. The transcript is spliced from 2 exons.
CUUUAGUUUGCUGCACGUACUUCCGCGAUGAACACGUAUGAUUCGUUUCACGUGCAGUUCCGUUAUAUGUUCGGCGCACUGCCGGUUCUGAAAAUUAUCAAUAACCGCGUCCUGUCGGUUUAUUAAAAACGAUCACCUAUUUUUAGAGUAAAAGUGUUGGUAAUGCGACCAUUUGUAUGUGCGAUCAGUCGCUGAGGUGUCUGUGAACAAAUGGUUUUCUUUCUUUUCCUCACAAGUAUUUUCUGUACUGAUUGUGGUUUCCAGCAUCGCAGUACUAUUGAAUAAUAUUAAUUAUUAUUAACUGUCCAUGUGUUCGGGCGUUUUACGUACACGUUACUACUGUACACCUUACCAUUAGAUAUCGGGUUUUUGGAAAGGGUCGUUCGUCAUAGUAUUACAAUACUCCGUGUGAGAGCCGUUGCCGCUAUGGAAGAAUCACUGUUGUCAUUCGUAAUGCGCAAUGUGCCGGACGAAUGGGAGGACGUUCCAGUGUACAACAAAAGUUACGAGUUAUUCACGGUGCCUCCCGGGCUGUACUCCCGCGAAUAUCAGAAGGUCGAGCAGUUUUUUCACGGCAUAAAAAUCGGUCGCAUUCAAAGGGUUCAAAACCCGUUCCAGUACGGCCGGUACAUGCUGAGGCGUGAGAUGGUCCGAACUAAUUACGAAGAAAUUGUGUUUCACGGCGUCCACCGCGACGAUAUCGACACAGCGUUGAAGUUUAACUGCGAUUACAGGCGGUACACAAGAACACGAGUUGUAGCUCAUUCAGAUGGUCAACAUCCCUUGUUCUACAACUCCGUUUCCGAUUUACUCAACAAUGCGGGAUAUCACAUCAGUGACUUAAGAGUCUUGGUAUUAAGAAUAUUGACCAGAAAGCCAAAAACUCAAUGUGAUUACUAUAUCGAAUAUCUUGUGAGGUUUUAAUAUUUUUCUUCCUUGAAUUUUAAAAUGACUAUAAUAAGUAUUAAAAGUA